GACCGCGAGUUUUAGAGGUGAGAUCAAUAUCAUGGUGACUCAGAGACCGCGAGUUUUAGAGGAAGUGGAGAAUAUUCUGCAUCAUGUGGUGCUACGUAACAGAAUCCGACAGGAACUGUCCACCAAACAGCAGGCUCUGGAGGCGUGGUGUCAGAAUCCACUAGGAACUGUCCACCAAACAACAGGCUCUGGAGGCGUGGUGUCAGAAUCCACCAGGAACUGUCCACCAAACAGCAGGCUCUGGAGGCGUGGCGUCAGAAUCCACCAGGAACUGUCCACCAAACAACAGGCUCUGGAGGCGUGGUGUCAGAAUCCACCAGGAACUGUCCACCAAACAACAGGCUCUGGAGGCGUGGUGUCAGAAUCCACCAGGAACUGUCCACCAAACAGCAGGCUCUGGAGGCGUGGUGUCAGAAUCCGCCAGGAACUGUCCACCAAACAACAGGCUCUGGAGGCGUGGUGUCAGAAUCCGCCAGGAACUGUCCACCAAACAGCAGGCUCUGGAGGCGUGGUGUCAGAAUCCACCAGGAACUGUCCACCAAACAGCAGGCUCUGGAGGCGUGGUGUCAGAAUCCACCAGGAACUGUCCACCAAACAGCAGGCUCUGGAGGCGUGGUGUCAGAAUCCACCAGGAACUGUCCACCAAACAGCAGGCUCUGGAGGUGUGGUGUCAGAAUCCACCAGGAACUGUCCACCAAACAACAGGCUCUGGAGGUGUGGUGUCAGAAUCCACCAGGAACUGUCCACCAAACAGCAGGCUCUGGAGGCGUGGUGUCAGAAUCCACCAGGAACUGUCCACCAAACAGCAGGCUCUGGAGGCGUUGUGUCAGGUGAUCGAGGUUCUGCUGACCGCGUGUCCUGA
Saccostrea cuccullata (small rock oyster) is the source of this 862-nucleotide messenger RNA. RefSeq lists its product as uncharacterized. Bases 32 to 862 code for a protein of 276 amino acids. The record is from RefSeq and is a predicted model, not a curated record. Lineage: Eukaryota; Metazoa; Mollusca; Bivalvia; Ostreida; Ostreidae. The transcript is spliced from 2 exons.